This is a messenger RNA of Coniophora puteana RWD-64-598 SS2, 1433 nucleotides long. RefSeq lists its product as uncharacterized. Bases 1 to 1116 code for a protein of 371 amino acids. The record is from RefSeq and is a predicted model, not a curated record. NCBI's taxonomy places the organism in Eukaryota, Fungi, Basidiomycota, Agaricomycetes, Boletales, Coniophoraceae. The transcript has 7 exons.
AUGUCGGUGGACACAGUAACUCCCAUUGAGCCCAACUCCGAAGGUCCAACAUUCGCGAAGGGAUGGGAAGUCGGCGAGGACAAUCCGUACGCAGUUUACCCUUUCCAGUUCCAAGAGCUCCAGUUUUCAGAUGAGGGGGGAGACGUCGACAAUGAUGAAGCAGAUCAUGUCGGAGAGAUCCGCGUGCACAUCAGAAAGGCCAUUCGUACUGGUAGCGGAGGGAAACCCAUCGCCGAGAAGGUGCCUAAGAAGCGCUACAGAAAGGGUGCAAUCAAGAAUGGUGCAGUUCAAUCCACACAAAUAACACGAGGAGCUCCAGAGGUUCUUCAAGCCAAUGACAUUGCGCCUGACGACGGAUCGGAAGACGACGAGCCAGAUGGGCCGCCUUCCGGGUUAGUUGUAGAAACACCUAAUGCCAUGGAGGUUGAUCCUACGUCGGCACCUGGCACUUCUGAAAACCUAAACAUACAACAAAGUGAUGCUGACUACAUGGAUAUACCUGAGCAACAGGCCUCAGUGCCAGGACAGACUUCGUCGCCAACACACGCCAGAGCUUAUUCUCUGGAGAACGCUCAAACUCCCCAUGACGAGCGGGAAGAUGUCGCUCCAGUAACUUUGGAAGAGGAACUACUUCCGGUAACCACUACCCAACCAAUCUCAUCUUCGCUUCUCCCCAGAAACGAAGACGAUGCUGCGGCAAGUACCAGAAAUCACGGUACACCAGCAACAGGCCAAGAUGUCGUACCGCCUGAGACCGGGAACAACACGGAGAUUAAACCCAAGAACGAGCCUAAUGUCAAGGUGAAGAUCGAAGGUCAAGCCCAAACCAACAGCUCUCAUUCAUUGCAAGCUACGGACGAACCGGCCGUCAAGACAGAAGAACAGCCAACCGCCAUACCUGGCAGAGCACGCAGAAGACAGACAGAAACGGCCAUCAAUCAAGAAAUGCCACGGUCACGGUACGAUGAGCUGCUUGGGGAAGCGAAACAGUUCGAGGAAAUGGCAAAUUCUCUGCGAGAAAAGGCGCGUAAACGGCGAGAAGAGGCUGACCAGCUCACGCAGGAUGAGAAGGAGCGUAGAGGAACGUUCAGCUCUCCGAUAGUUGUCGAUGAUUAGAUACGACUUCAAGAUACUAUCCUUCGGCGGCCCUCGAGUUUGUUUUCGUCUAUCACUGUGUGCCCGCUUUCCCUCGGAGAAAAUCUGGGCUUUUCAAAAGCAGUACCUCCGAAUGUGCCUGAUAUUAAUGUCUAACGUGGGGUACGUUUCCGGGUUUAUGCUCUUCUUAUUCAGACGUAUGAACCUUGCUGCGGGUUACGAGGAAGCGCCGCGCUGCGUUCCGGGGGAAACAAUGCGAACCUGGGCGGAGAAGGCGGUGUGAGAGUACAUAGGACUCUGCUGUGCCGUAAAAGCAGUGGAACACUGUCUGGUAGCUC